AUGCAUGACUUGUAUCAGUGUUUCGAGAGUAUAGCACACGAAAACACAUAUCCAGAGAGAUGGAAGCUUUACGAACGAUCGGCAAUACAAUUCAGGGCCAUGCGCUCGACCGUCGACAAUGCGAUCCAACCUCUUGGCAGCUCAGAGACGUUUACAGCCUAUAUGGAUGAGUACAUCACUAGUCUACGUGGUAGCCAAAGUUUCACUGAUUUAAUGGCGCAUUCUGGAUUCAGCGCGUACCAAGAGAUCAAGAUGUUUGAACAAAAAUACAACCUGUGGAAGCUAUGCGAGAUCCUUUACUUUGGUCAGGAGGCAGAAGAGGUCAAGAGCAUCAAGUUAUUGGCAUUGAUAAACAAGAUUGAUCGAUCCUACCUGAAAUACGACAUCCAGGACAUCUACAGUCAUCCUACGCCAUGGCUUCAUCCAAAAUUUUGGCCAAUGAUGUGCAAAUUGGUCUUACGGAGGAAACUGGAGGAUGCCUAUCAAUUCAUUCAACGACUCAAUACCACGGACCCAGCCUUACAAAUGCUCGCCAAAAUGCUCCACGAUGCACCUAUCAUACCAUCCCAUAAUUCAACCGACGCCCAUCAACAAUUCGCACAUGAUAUACAACAAUGGCAUCAGCAGCUGGAUUCAAUACAUCGUCAGGCGCAGGUCGCAAUGUCAAAUCAACAACAACAAGGAUUGCUAGACGUACUCUCGAUAUUACGUGGUGAUGGACCAACGAUUGUUAAGCAUGCUGAUACAUCGACCGAAGCCAUUGUGGCCUAUCUCAUUUAUCAUGACGCACUCGCUUCACUUGACGAGAUUCAACAAAUUGCAAAGCGGAUCACGAUUUCACGAUGCGAUGCACAUCAAAUCGACGAACGAAGUGUGAAUGCUUUUGCAUGGAUGCUUCAAGGCAGGAUUUGUGAAGCACUCGAGUCAUUUCCUCACGCUGAUUGGUGGCUAUUGACACACAUCCUUUACCUGUUUGACUUGAUCGGCAUGCGCUACGUGGGCGAUACCAUUGUUCACCUACCAUCCCCCUCCUCGAAAAAGGACAUUGCAUUAAGCUUCCAUGAUUUGGUGUUACUCAUGCACACACGUGAGUUGGCCGCACAACCCGAAUUGUGGCAGUACAGCCUUGAUUAUCUCGACACAUGUUAUUGCAAGGAGAAGCGACACGUGGGUCUGUUGCAGAGCAUCAAGCACAUGCCUCGAACAAAUCCAGCCGAUAUCCAGAGGUUACUUGAUUAUUGCAUUGAAAAUGAUGAUCCUCGUGCAGUGAAGGAAUUAUUCAAGACUAUCAAAGACCAUAAGAUGGAAGCAAGCUGCUUUACAAACGCUGUGAAAUAUCUACUGGUAGCAGGCGAAUAUAGUGCUCUUGAAUAUGUGUCUGAUGCCGCCAUGCAACAUUAUGCUAUCACUGGACAACUUGUUGAAUUUGCUGGUUUGGAGUCAAAGAAGUUGGAUCGUGAUUGGCGCUUACCCAAGACACAAUUCUAUUUGCAAUUUCAAGAAUGGAAGAGGAUAAAGAGUCCAGAGGAGAAGAUGGAAGUCUUGUAUGACAUGUUGACAUCAGAAGGAUCGCCUGUGGAGUAUAUACCACUUCUCUUUUUGGAGGGAGUGAUUGCACUCGAAUAUUCAAGUGUCGGCCUACUCAAUUACCAGACGAUUGCGUUGAAAUCGACCUUGCAAGAUUUUUCACAGAGAAAAGGAAAUGAUGAACGAGCCUUUGAACUUGUUGCUUACAACCUUGAACGUAUGGACGCCGAGAAUCAUCCCAAGAUACAAGAUGCAUUGGAUUUAUAUCGAGAAACCUUUGUUGAUGUUGGCACUGAUUUCAUAAAACGGUCUUCCGGUUGA
Messenger RNA from Lichtheimia ornata, 1848 nucleotides. RefSeq lists its product as uncharacterized. Gene Ontology annotation, cellular component: nuclear pore outer ring. The transcript is spliced from 10 exons. The coding region runs from base 1 to 1848 and encodes 615 amino acids. The record is from RefSeq and is a predicted model, not a curated record. Gene Ontology annotation, biological process: mRNA export from nucleus; protein import into nucleus; positive regulation of DNA-templated transcription. NCBI's taxonomy places the organism in Eukaryota, Fungi, Mucoromycota, Mucoromycetes, Mucorales, Lichtheimiaceae. Gene Ontology annotation, molecular function: structural constituent of nuclear pore.